Messenger RNA from Capronia coronata CBS 617.96, 1602 nucleotides. RefSeq lists its product as uncharacterized. The coding region runs from base 1 to 1602 and encodes 533 amino acids. Gene Ontology annotation, cellular component: membrane. Lineage: Eukaryota; Fungi; Ascomycota; Eurotiomycetes; Chaetothyriales; Herpotrichiellaceae. Gene Ontology annotation, molecular function: transmembrane transporter activity. The record is from RefSeq and is a predicted model, not a curated record. Gene Ontology annotation, biological process: transmembrane transport. The transcript is spliced from 3 exons.
AUGUCUCAAGACGAUAUACAAAUGGCGAAUCGCCAUAGUAAGGAGUCGAGCAUGUCAGCCGAUAUGCUUGACUUGAAGGAACUCAGUCCGGAAGACCGUAAGCUGGCGGAACUCGGUUACGUGCAGGUCUUCAGACGAGAAUUCUCUAUGUGGUCUUGCUUCUCAUUUGCGGUUUCUGCAUCCGGUGUCUUUGCAACUGUUUCGACCACAUUCUCCUACCCUCUAUAUGCAGGAGGUGCUGCUUCGGCCGUCUGGUGUUGGCUGAUCUCGGGGUUCGGCUGCAUGUGUAUUGCUUUGUCCGUGUCAGAAAUGGUCUCGGCAUAUCCAACUUCAGGGGGCAUGUACUUCACGUGCAAGUAUUUGGCACCCAAAAGAUGGGUUGCAGAGAUUGGAUGGCUCUGCGGUUGGCUGAAUAUCCUCGGUCAAGCCACAGGAGUUGCUUCCGGCGGCUAUGGUGCUGCUCAGCUCAUGCUGGCCGCCGUCUCUAUGGGUAGUGACUUUACCUAUACACCCACCCAAGGCCACAUCGUCGGCGUUAUGGCUGCCCUCUUCGUUGUGGAUGGGUUGAUCAACAGCUUACCCACCAGGCUUAUGGAGAGAUUAACCCGAGGCUAUGUCGUUUUCCACAUCGGUGUCCUGGUCGCUGCCAUCAUUGCCCUGCUUGUAAAGCAGGAUCACAAGCACUCCGCCUCUUACGUAUUCACGAACGUGGAUGUCGAGUCUGGGUGGACACCGGCCGGGUUCUCCUUCCUGUUCGGCUUCCUCUCAGUCUCUUGGACAAUGACUGAUUAUGAUGCGACCGCACAUAUUGCCGAAGAAAUCAAAGACCCGGAGAGGAAAUGCCCGUGGGCCAUCUCGACCGCUCUACUCUUUACCUACCUUGGUGGCUGGGUGUUCACCAUUGUUCUUGUCAUAUGCAUGGGUGACCCAGCGGCUAUCUUGAGCUCCCCGGUUGGCCAACCUGUUGCUCAGAUCUUCUAUAACGUUCUCGGCAAGGGUGGCGGUUUGUUCUUUACAGUGGCAGCAUUCAUUGUCAUCAACUUCGGUCAAAUUGUUGCUAUUCAAGCCACGUCGAGAACGAUCUUUGCUCUUUCAAGAGACGAGAUGUUACCUCUAUCGAGGGUGUGGUUAAAGAUCAACAAGUACACGGGGACCCCUCUAAAUGCGGUCUGGAUCCUCUUGUUCCUUUGCACCUGCCUCAACUUGAUCGCUCUCGGGUCUUUCGCAACCGUGUCGGCCGUCUUCAACGUUUGUGCGAUUGCGCUCGACUGGUCGUACUGCAUCCCUAUCUUGUGCAAGGUUUUGUUUGGCAAGUUUGAGCGGGGACCAUGGCAUCUUGGAAAAGCCAGCACCUGGAUCAACAUUUACGCCUGUAUAUGGACUUUAUUCGUCAGUAUCAUCUUCAUCCUUCCAACUUUCAGACCUGUCACGGCAGAAAAUAUGAACUAUGCGUCGGUGAUUCUGGUUGCUAUUGGUCUUUUCGCUACGGUCUACUGGUUUUCUGGAGCCAACAAGUUCUAUCACGGGCCCAAAGCUCAAACUUUUAUUGAGCCAUCUGUCGAGCAUCACUCCUACACUGCAGGGCAAAACAAAACUGUAUAG